GAGGAGAAGCCAUUAAUCAACGCUUUUUCAACUGACUCCAGGUACAUUGUGCCAGAGCGUGCCCCUUCCUCGUUCCCUGGACUUUAUUGGAACGUACAUGGUAAAGUCGCGCAUCGACUUCGUUGUCCUUGCAUGACCCGCCUUUUCUCGAGUCCGCAAUAAUAAUAAUGACAACCCACUCCUCUCUUGGAAAGUUGGGUCAGUCCGUCGCUGGCUCAUCAAGUUCAUCGGCUUCUCCACUCCUGAAGCUGGGCCAGAUCCUCAUCGGCGCUAUCAGCACGUACACCAUCACAAGGCAGCUUGGAGAUUCGGUUUGGCUUGGACGAUGCAAAAUUGGGCAGACUGUCGUGAUCAAAUCCGCACGCAACGAUCUCCGCAUCACCAAUGAGAGAGAUGUUCUCAAGAAGUUCCAAUCUCGAACACAGUACCUACGUCCGUUGAUCGAUGAAAUAGUGGAGCCUACCGACCCGCCAGCUAUUGUCUUGAGGCAUCUAGAAGAUGACCUACUCGCCAGUUCCAACAAGAAGAAGCUAACUACGAAAGAGAUCAAAUAUGUAUCGAAAAGGGUCCUUACAGCGUUGAAGCUGCUGCAUGAAGAUGGAUUUGUGCACACAGAUGUCAAAAUGGACAAUGUCCUAGUUAACUUUGCCCCCUCUUCUCAGGGUGAGAGUGGGCUACGUUUUACUGACAUUCAGCUCGCUGACUUGGAGAGUACUGUCCACAUUACCUCUCGGUACUGCCAGGAAUGUGAUGGGAUUGGUACUCCAAUCUGGCGGAGCCCAGAGGCACAACUGGGACUGCAAUGGGGCCCACCAACUGACAUUUGGUCCUUUGGAACAAUGGUUAUAUCCAUGAUCUGGGGCGACAAUUUCUUCAUAUUCAAACCCAAAGUUCCUCGGGGUCACGAUGAAUAUGAACUCAAUAUCCUUGCAAAAUACCACAUCUUUUUCGGGCCAUACCCCUGUUCAUACUCUGACCUUGCUGAUCGGGAAACAUUGGCGAUUCUGAGAUAUAUUAUGGCUUCUGUGCCGUCAGACCAAUUGAAGCCUUUCCAGUAUGCUAGUCAAAAAGAGAUUUCGCCGGAGGACAGGGAGUUUAUUUUGAGGAUUAUGAAGAUGGACCCCAGGGAUAGGCCGACAGCAAAAGAGCUUCUUGAAGACGAGUGGUUUAAUGGAGUUGAAUAAGCAGGUGGAUAGAAUGAACGGUCCGAAGUGCCGACGCAGGACUUUGUUUCAUAGGGGUAAUGAAAGAUACAGGCAACUUCAACAUAACAUGAAAACAUCAGCCAACAACACCCGCAGCAUUGGUCACCUGAAUAUGCCUUAUAUCCAAGGGGACGCCAGCGCUCAACCCUGAACUCUCUCCCAGGAAUGCCCACAUCCCCUUACAUUCAUCAGCAAAUUGGAGUUUUGAAGAGUUCAAGUGCCCCUAGAAUCUUAUUAAUCUUUCAUCUUCCAUCUAAAGAGGCUUUGAGCAUCCUUACUUUGACUUGUCAUUUUCUUUUUUCUCGAAGUGCAGAGUUGUGCCAUCGCCGUUUUUGAACAAAGCGACGCCAGUUAAAUGGGUUCUCUGAUCAUCGCUGGCUUCAUUCUUAUGCUCAGGCUCCCUAUUGCGUGGAUUGUUGUCAGCAUUACUCCCAGCAUGCUUAUAAGCUGAGCAGGCGAGGGCUUAUAACAUACCUGACACAUAUUUCGACGGCACCGGGGGGCAGUGGUAUUUUUGAAUUCUGAAUAAUUGGGCCGGCUCUCUUGCCAAUCAUCUCAGCGACACCCUCUGGGCGUGUCCAGUCGCUCGUCUCGGUCGCCACGGAAAGCACAUACUCCACUCCAUCUUUCACCACCUUGCCGACGGCUUGCUUCUUGAUGAUCCGGUUGAAAGCCGACAUAGUGAGGCUCCGAGGUGGGAGCUGCUGGGGAAAUAAGCCAGGAUAUUGGAGAAAAUCUAGCCGCGCGACACACAAAAUUGUUCGGAGGAAAUAUCUAGCAAUGCUCUUGAGCUCUAUAUCAGCCUGCCAAAAGUGGCUUCAAAGCUCCUUUUGCAAAGGGAAUCUCACAAGGAAGUCUGUAUAUUGCUAAUCUCUAGUUAGCAAGCUUAUAAGCUCUUUCAAG
Messenger RNA from Coccidioides posadasii C735 delta SOWgp, 2108 nucleotides. Lineage: Eukaryota; Fungi; Ascomycota; Eurotiomycetes; Onygenales; Onygenaceae. The record is from RefSeq and is a predicted model, not a curated record.